AUGAAUUCUUUCAAAUCCUAUGGGAAAGUUGAUGAAGCCGAUCAAAUGAGGCAUCAAGCUCGCAUGAAAACACGAAGAAGAAUCACUAUCGUUGCAGUGUCAUCUCUCAUUCUCGUUAUCGUUGUAGUUUCAGCAGUUGUUGGAACUACACGCAGCAAAGACCACGGCCAUAAUGCUGAUGAUAAUCAAUCACAAACUCAAUCCACUUUGGCUUCAAUAAAAGCUGUUUGUGAUACAACGUUGUACCCUGAUACAUGUUAUAGUUCGAUUUCUCCUAUGGUUAAUUCGACGCAUAUCCAGCCUGAUGAGUUACUCAAAAUCUCGGUUCUAGUUGCUAUAAAUGAGCUGUCAAAAGCAUCCACUCUUUUGGAGCUCAAAAACUGCAGUGAGCUUUUGGAUCUUGCUCUCGAUCAUCUAAAUGACACACUUUCAUCUGCGACAAAUGUCGAUUUGAAAUCAAUAGGAUCUCUCUUUGAUGAUCUUAUAACAUGGCUAAGUGCUGCAGGCACUUACCAAGAAACAUGCAUUGAGAGUGUGCAAGAAAAUGUUUUAGAGUACCUUAAAAAAUCAACCGAGUUAACAAGUAAUAGUCUUGCAAUUAUAAAUGGAUUUUCAAGCAUCUCAAAUUCUUACAAUCAAAGAAGAAGAUUGUUGAGCUAUGCAGGAAGCGAUGAAAUGCCCGAAUGGGUAUCAGGGAAAGACCGAAAGUUGCUGCAAAAGACAAACUUACCUAAAGGAAUCAAAGCUGAUAUCGUGGUGGCUAAAGACGGUACUGGUAAGUACAAGAAAAUUUCCGAUGCUCUUAAGGCAGUUCCUGAAAAGAGCAAGAAGAGGUUUGUGAUAUAUGUCAAGAAAGGAGUUUACUUCGAGAAUGUUAGGAUUGAAAAACCAAUGUGGAAUGUCAUGAUGAUCGGUGAUGGUAUGGAUUCGACAAUCGUAUCUGCAAGCUUAAAUGUGGUGGAUGGAACUCCAACCUUUCAGUCAGCUACUUUCGCUGUAUUUGGCAAAGGAUUUAUAGCCCGUGAUAUGGGAUUCCGCAACACAGCUGGUGCAGCCAAGCAUCAAGCGGUAGCGCUGAUGUCAUCUGCAGACCAGACAGUAUUUUAUCGUUGUCGGAUUGAUGCUUUCCAAGACUCACUCUAUGUACAUGCAAACCGCCAGUUCUAUAAAGAAUGCAACAUCUAUGGAACAGUUGACUUUAUUUUUGGCAAUUCUGCUGCUAUUUUACAAAACUGCAAAAUAUUGCCUAGGAGACCAAUGACUGGCCAACAAGACACAAUCACAGCUCAAGGCAAGUUUGAUCCUAAUCAAAACACCGGUAUCGUUAUUCAAAACUGCACUAUUUCGCCCUUUGGGAACCUGGCCGAUAUUCAAACAUUCUUGGGGCGUCCGUGGAAGAACUACUCGACUACAGUUUAUCUUAACAACAUGAUGGGAGGAUUCAUUAACCCAAAGGGAUGGAUGCCGUGGGUGGGAACAACGGCUCCUAAUACCAUAUUUUACGCAGAAUUUGGUAAUUACGGUGCAGGUGCAGUAACAAAGAAAAGAGUCACCUGGAAAGGACUGAAAUUCAUAGAUAGCAAGCAAGCCAGUAAGUUCACUGUCAAACCUUUUAUCCAGGGGGAUAAGUGGAUUAAAGAUGCGGGUGUUCCUUACAAAUCUGGACUCUGA
Molecule: messenger RNA, 1671 nt
Organism: Erigeron canadensis
Lineage: Eukaryota; Viridiplantae; Streptophyta; Magnoliopsida; Asterales; Asteraceae
Product: putative pectinesterase/pectinesterase inhibitor 24
Exons: 2
Coding region: 1-1671 (556 amino acids)
Biological process (GO): cell wall modification
Molecular function (GO): pectinesterase activity; pectinesterase inhibitor activity
Source: RefSeq, a predicted model, not a curated record